AUGCCCACUGGAAUAGCGUUGCUGGGGGCUGGUGUCUUUGCAAAGAGAGAACAUUUGCCGGCCAUCAAAUCAUGUCCAUUGUUGAGAUUGAAGGCCGUUUACUCAAGAUCCCAGGCCUCAGCAGAGAGCCUAGUGGCUGCAGCUGGCGAGGACGUCGACAGUUACUUUGACUCGCCGACUAAGCCAUCCCAGUCACUUGAUGAUCUAUUUCGACGUGAUGAUAUUGCUGGCGUAGUCAUCGCUGUGGCUAUUCCCGCCACGCCCGACCUCAUCAAGCGAGCACUGGCCGCGGGAAAGCAUGUACUGAGCGAAAAGCCCAUUGCUCCAGACGUCAAGACUGCCCGCGAGUUAAUCGACUAUCACCAUCGGCAGACCAGCAAGCUCCAGUGGGCCAUUGGCGAGAAUUUCCGAUUCUGGGAAUCUGUCGAUAAGGCCGCGAGUAUCCUCAAGAACAUGCACGGAAGCCUGGUCACCCUCUCGGUCACUGCUUAUACGUUCACCGACGCCGAAACCCCCUUUUAUCAUUCAGAUUGGCGCCAGAAACCCGAACACCAGGGGGGCUAUUUGCUGGACGGCGGCGUUCAUUUCGUUGCAGUUCUCCGAACUUUGCUUGCUGCAGUCGGGGACACUGUAAAUUGCGUAGCUGCAUACACCACGUCUUUGCAGGAGCAUCUUCCUCCGGUCGACACUGUCCAUGCCAUCUUAAGAACCAGCAAUGGACGCAGUGGCACGUACACAUCGUCUGUCGGAAUCGAAGCCAAGCGUAUGAUGGAGUUCGAGAUCGUGACCGACAAAGGCUCCGUCAUAUAUCGCCCAUUCCAGACGGAGAUCAUCACUAGGCAAAAGCUGGAAGGAAAGUGGGAAGAGCAAUCGGAGCCGGCGCCGUUAAUGUGGGGUGUGAAGGAAGAGGUCGCUGCGUUCGCAGAGGGUAUUUCUAGGGGGGAAAUGGAUUCGAGGCUGUCGCCCUCCGAGGCUCUUGAAGACGUGAGGAUCGUGGAAGCCAUGCUGAGAUCUGGUGGUGCACAAGGGCUGCCUGUGGAUGUUGCUACAGACACCGCGUAG
Aspergillus puulaauensis is the source of this 1062-nucleotide messenger RNA. Its product is annotated as Gfo/Idh/MocA family protein. Lineage: Eukaryota; Fungi; Ascomycota; Eurotiomycetes; Eurotiales; Aspergillaceae. Bases 1 to 1062 code for a protein of 353 amino acids. The record is from RefSeq and is a predicted model, not a curated record. Gene Ontology annotation, biological process: NADPH regeneration. The transcript has 3 exons. Gene Ontology annotation, cellular component: cytoplasm. Gene Ontology annotation, molecular function: nucleotide binding; oxidoreductase activity.